UCUGUCAAUUGUCACGUCAAUGUCGUCGAUUGUCCGACGCUUGUCUCUUUCGAGAAAUAGUUAAUAUAAGUUAGAAUUUUAAUCUCUUUAACAAAGUAUUAAAAGUAAUAUCGUUAAUAAACCACAAAUUGACACAUGGUUCUGUGAAAUUUUAAACGUUAACAUAAAAAUACAAUGAUUUUAACCUUAACGUAGCCUACGUGUAUUGUAAGAAGCCAGUGCAAAAAGCAUUUGAACCAGAUCAAUGAUUAACAUGAGUGCCCAGCAGAGCCCGGCGAACAUGCAGUCCGUGGACAGAGAAAAAAUAUUUACAUGGAUCCUGGAACUGUGCAAUCCUGAGACCCGAGAGAAUGCUUUAUUGGAGCUGAGUAAGAAGCGUGAGAAUGUGCCGGACCUGGCGCCUAUGUUGUGGCACAGCUUCGGCACGAUCGCCGCGCUGCUGCAGGAGAUCACCAACAUCUAUGUGGCCAUGAUCCCGCCGACGCUCACGGCGCACCAGAGCAACCGCGUGUGCAACGCGCUGGCGCUCAUGCAGUGCGUCGCCUCGCAUCCCGAGACCCGUUCGGCCUUCCUACAAGCACACGUACCGCUAUUCCUUUAUCCCUUCCUCCACACUGUUUCCAAAACACGUCCUUUCGAAUACUUACGCCUUACCAGCCUCGGAGUUAUUGGAGCCUUAGUCAAAACAGAUGAACAGGAAGUUAUCACUUUUCUGUUGACCACUGAAAUAAUACCACUGUGUCUGCGUAUCAUGGAAAACGGAUCUGAACUAUCCAAGACAGUGGCUACAUUUAUUUUACAAAAGAUAUUGCUAGAUGACAGUGGACUUUGUUAUAUUUGCCAAACGUAUGACAGAUUCUCUCAUGUAGCUAUGAUAUUAGGAAAAAUGGUAUUAUCUCUGGCCAAAGACCCGUCCGCACGCUUACUGAAACAUGUUGUCAGAUGUUAUUUGCGCCUGUCUGACAACGCUAGAGCUAGAGAGGCCUUAAGACAAUGCCUGCCCGACCAGUUGAGAGACUCCACGUUUGCAGCUUGCCUCCAGGAAGAUAACUCCACUAAGCACUGGCUGGCUCAGCUCAUUAAGAACUUGGAAGCUCAGCCCCCGCCGGCCAGUCCGGCACAACAGAACAUGUACAAAACAAGAUGAAAGCACUAAUUUUGUAUGCAGUCGUAGUGGACUAGGAAUAAACCUUUUUAUUAUUUCAA
This is a messenger RNA of Helicoverpa zea (corn earworm), 1206 nucleotides long. It is a transcript of the gene Rcd-1, whose product is annotated as CCR4-NOT transcription complex subunit 9. The transcript has 2 exons. Bases 245 to 1147 code for a protein of 300 amino acids. Gene Ontology annotation, cellular component: P-body; CCR4-NOT complex; CCR4-NOT core complex. Gene Ontology annotation, biological process: mRNA catabolic process; negative regulation of translation. Lineage: Eukaryota; Metazoa; Arthropoda; Insecta; Lepidoptera; Noctuidae. The record is from RefSeq and is a predicted model, not a curated record.